UAAUCUCUCGGUUAACGAAACACAAGUUUGUGAGGAAGUCCCCUUUCCUCACCACCUUCGGGAAUUCACCUCGAGUUACUGAGAUGUUCUAUAAAAUAUGGAGGUUGUGUCAGAAGUAGCAUAGUCUGCUAGUGUGUUUUGAGCUGUGAAGAAGUAUUUGAGAUCACCAUGCAGUCCCCAAUUCUUCUGUGUCUCGCUGCUAUCCUAGCCUGUGUUUGUGCUCAAGUGAACAGGCUUCCAACCAAUGAUGAGACCAGGUUCUACAACUUUGAACGCAACGCUGGCAGGGGAAAGGUCUUUGGAACUCUUGGCAGUUCUGAUUCUGGUCUUUUCGGCCGAGGUGGUUACAAGCAGGACAUAUUCAACGACCACCGUGGUCGUCUCGAAGGUCAGGCAUAUGGCUCCCGAGUCCUCGGCCCAGCUGGAGACAGCAGUAUCCUUGGAGGCAAGCUGAACUGGAACAACAAUAACGCCAGAGCUACCCUGGAUGUCCACAAGGAAAUCGGCAGAGGCAGUGGUAUGUCCCUCACUGGUGAUGGUGUUUGGAAAUUGGACAAGAACACAAGACUAGUGACUGGUGGAAACUUCCAGAAGCAGUUCGGACAUAACAAGCCUGAAUUGGGUGCUCAUGCCGCCAUUGAGCACGAUUUUUAAGAGUUUAGUUGAAAAGACUGUCUUAUAACAUGAUGGAUAAGUCAUAAAGUCCAUUGAAGGAUACGUUUAAAAUUGGCUGUGAAGUACAUAGUACCAUAAGUUAUACAUUUUUCUUUGUUAUAAAUUCGUUAUUGUAUUGUAAGUUAUCGCAUUUACUUACCAAAGCAUGUAUUAUUUUGCAAAUUAAAAGUGCCAAACUUUUUUUUGAAUAAAAUCAGUAAUUUAAAUGAAA
Molecule: messenger RNA, 886 nt
Organism: Spodoptera frugiperda (fall armyworm)
Lineage: Eukaryota; Metazoa; Arthropoda; Insecta; Lepidoptera; Noctuidae
Product: gloverin-like
Exons: 4
Coding region: 169-654 (161 amino acids)
Source: RefSeq, a predicted model, not a curated record